CCAAAAUGCAAUUAAGCUCCCGCCGAUGGAGAUCGCGAGAGCGUACGGGGCACGAGGAGUUGGGAGCAGGCGGAAAGAAAACGAUACCGGGACACGUUGCGCAAUGGACGCCGAUCCGCUUGGCGUGCAGCGUCCCUCGCGCAGUGAUAUCGAGACGCGCGGAUGCGCCUCUGACUCGCCGAGACGAAUUUCGCGAAAAAUUCACCGCCCAUAGGGGCACCAUCGCCUCUGUAUGGAGUGGGGUGGGAUCCUGGGCCACUUUGACGACUAUCCUCCCUGCUCCCGAAUCCCUUUUAGGUGGGAGAGAAGGGGGUGAGGUGGGGAGGCCUCACCCCACCCUCAUGACGAACACGGAGCGAUAUCACCAAGCCUCCGAGUCGAGAGCACGUCAUUCGUCUCGCUGCAACUCGCUCGGAUGUCGAAUUUUGAUUUUGUCACUUCCGCGAAGAACACGUGGAACACAGAGAAUGGGAGCGAAUCAGUUUCGGUUAAGUCUGGGUGAAAGAUCGCCGGGACCGAACGUCAUAUAAU
This is a messenger RNA of Pogonomyrmex barbatus (red harvester ant), 531 nucleotides long. RefSeq lists its product as uncharacterized. Lineage: Eukaryota; Metazoa; Arthropoda; Insecta; Hymenoptera; Formicidae. The record is from RefSeq and is a predicted model, not a curated record.